Molecule: messenger RNA, 881 nt
Organism: Sebastes umbrosus (honeycomb rockfish)
Lineage: Eukaryota; Metazoa; Chordata; Actinopteri; Perciformes; Sebastidae
Gene: eny2
Product: ENY2 transcription and export complex 2 subunit
Exons: 5
Coding region: 264-551 (95 amino acids)
Biological process (GO): poly(A)+ mRNA export from nucleus; positive regulation of DNA-templated transcription; regulation of transcription by RNA polymerase II
Cellular component (GO): DUBm complex; nuclear pore; SAGA complex
Molecular function (GO): transcription coactivator activity; chromatin binding
Source: RefSeq, a predicted model, not a curated record
AUAUGUGACGGUAAAAGCCGUGAAAUCAAAAGAUUUUCUUUUUCCUUUGCGAUACAUCACACACAACUUGCCUUAAAACGUAAAUCAAACUUAUAGUUGAGCUGAUAGCGGAGUGUGAGAUGGUAGUUAUUAAUAUAACUGCUGUGUUUUCAGCGCCAGGUCUCCUGAUCUCAUCUUAACUUAACUCACAAUAAACCUCAGAGAGAGUCUGGAGAGGCUGAAGAGACAUCUGUUAUUGAUCCUUCUCCAGCGGGUAAAAGACUAUGAGUAAAGAGUCCAGAAUGAGGGCAACAGUAAACCAGAAGCUGACAGAGAUGGGGGAACGAGAAAGACUGAAGGAGUUGCUGAGGGCUAAGCUCACUGAAUGUGGAUGGAAGGAUCAGAUGAAAGCUCACUGCAAAGAAGUAAUCAAAGAAAAAGGCUUGGAGCAUGUCACUGUGGAGGACCUGAUGGUAGAGAUCACUCCUAAAGGAAGAGCCUUGGUGCCGGACAGCGUCAAGAAAGAGCUUCUCCACAGAAUAAGAGCCUUCUUAGCUCAGCAUGCCACAUAAUUAUGAUUUAUUUUUUAACAUUUCCUUAGACCACUUGCCUAUACUAUCAUGAUAUAGAAUAUUUUAAUGAAUUGAUUUGCUUAUUUUUUUUGUUUUGUUAUUUAGAAUUUUCAGAGACAUGCUGACACACACUUAGCUAUUUGGUUGUUUUAUUUUACUAAUUCUGUGACUACAGUUAUCUCAUAUUUGUUAAUGUACUUACCUUGCACAUUUAGUUGUCCUUUGUGUGAGGGAUAUGCUGUAUGAAUAAAGUUUUUGAUUUAUUGAACUACAAUCAUUUAAAUAUAAUAAAGCAUAUAACAAUAAUAAAUCAAUAUAUAACAAUAAUAA